AUGUCUCAGGACCACAGAAGAGACCGUCACGGCUGCUGAAUCUUUGUGCCAAGAGUUACUAUAACAAUAUGCACAAAAGACGAACUGUGGUAUGAAGAAGUAUUGAUGGCUAACAGCUUUUGCUACAGGUUACCGUCUCCUUUGGUUUAGUGGCACAAACUCAAGCAACAUGCGUGAUGCUUCGCUAUGGUGGCGUACGUUUGAUUCAAUGGGAGUGCUCCGUAUAUAGUGAAACAACAACAACAAAUCAGAAAAGAUAAAAGUCAUUACAUUGUUGUGAUAUUUGCCAGCGACUAAAACUAUACUUUGCUAAAAAUAAAUGUAGGAUUUGAGGACAGCUUUGAUUUUUCGCAUCUGGUUCCAGCCUGCAUGGAUGGCACCUACGGCCUUUGCGUAGUCGGAGCAGGCAGUAGUACGUACCAUGUACUUAAAAAGAAUGGAAAAAUAAAGGGGCGUGCACUUGUGAACUCUGAACGACAGCUACCAUUGUGUCGGAUACUGUGGCUCCUUCAGUCGUGAAUGACCAUGCGAUGUGUGCAAGGAACAUUAUAUAUAAUUGGAUUAAUCCAUCUUACACAGUCCGAUAAGCAUCAUACAGCACGGCUGUAAAGACUCCGUUGAGCUGGUGUGUCAGGACACGGUGAUGACGUCAGCAGCCAACGGCACGCAGACGGGUUUUGACUGUCGCCAGGAACGGAAUGUUGGAAAGAUGUGGGGACAAACAGAACACAAAUGGCCGAGUGGCAGACGUGAAAAUACGCUGAUUAAUCGGCCAGUGGACAGUAAAGACGCCCCAUCACAGCAUCCAACAUCAGUCAGAACAUUGGUCAGAGACACCGAAAUAAGUAAUGAGACGUUCAGAGAGAAUCAGCUGAACAGUCAAGUCAACUUUAAAGGUCACGUUAACGUCCUUUUUCGCUAUGACGAAGACCUGAGCCCCGGAUGUAGGAUUCAGUACGGUCGGGAAAUCGUCGGACGGGACAGUGGACAUGGAUAUCUGCAAGAUGCUACGGACGUCUUGUGUCUCUCUAAUUCCUGUAUCUUGGUCACAGACUUUGUCAACAGUCGUUUGCAGAAGUUCAGCAACAGAGGUGAACACAUCAGCUACAUUAAAGAUAACGAACUUCUCGAACCCUGGGCUACCGUGAUGGCGCCGAACGGUUGUCUGGCAGUGACUUCGCGCAAGAAGAGACAGGUGGUGCUGCUGAAUAAGGAUGGUCAGUUUCAAGGCAGCUUUGGUGAAGAUCGAUUCGGGUGCCCUAGCGGUAUUGCCGUGGCUGCAGACGGAAAUUUUGUCGUGUCCGACUUCGUCAGGAACAAAGUCUUGGCCUUCACUCCUGCAGGGCAGUUCGUGCACGAACUCGGGGGCAGGGGUGUGACAUUCCACCAGCCACGUUACGUGACUGUGUCACAACAAGGUGACAUCAUCGUUUCGGACUCGGGUAGUCAUCAGUUGAAGGUUUUCGACCAGAGCUGGAAAUACAUCCGCAGCAUCGGCGGGUAUGGAAAACAAGAUGGCUGCCUUAAGUUCCCACACGCCACCUGUGUGGACGUCUUCGGAAACAUUCUUGUCUGCGACCGUUACAACGACAGGGUCUCCGUGUUCACGCGCAGAGGGGAGUUUGUGCGUCACUUGCUGACAGCAGCGCAUGGCAUUCGUCAUCCUCAGGGGCUGACUCUGUCUCCAGACCUCCAUCUGUACGUCACACACGGAGACCUGAAGGCAAACUGUGUGAUGGUCUUUAGCUUACAAUGCGAACAGGAACAUUGGAGAAAAAAUGUUUUGUAGCUACCAUUUGCUUGACAUGCCAGUGUAAUCACUAUAAUCACCAUUCUGAUGCUAAUAAUAAUAAACAUGUUAUUAAAUAAAAGAUUUUUUU
This is a messenger RNA of Pomacea canaliculata, 1880 nucleotides long. Its product is annotated as tripartite motif-containing protein 3-like. The transcript is spliced from 4 exons. NCBI's taxonomy places the organism in Eukaryota, Metazoa, Mollusca, Gastropoda, Architaenioglossa, Ampullariidae. The record is from RefSeq and is a predicted model, not a curated record. Gene Ontology annotation, biological process: negative regulation of translation; protein polyubiquitination; proteasome-mediated ubiquitin-dependent protein catabolic process. The coding region runs from base 644 to 1789 and encodes 381 amino acids. Gene Ontology annotation, molecular function: translation repressor activity; ubiquitin protein ligase activity; protein binding.